CCACUCCCAUUAUCAUCCCGCUAAACCCCUCUUCUCCAUUUCGAAGAGAAAGAGAGAGAGAGAGAUGUCAGAAGUAGCUGUAGCACCAUGUGGUUGCAGAGCAAAUGGGAAGAGGGGAGGAAAAGGGGAAGUAGAGGAAAGACAAUGCCAGAUCUCUCUGAUCACUCUUCUUGCAGCUACCUUCAAGAAAUCCAUGGCUCACUGCCACUUGAGAGAGGAAGAGCCAGCAAUCGACAUCAGUUGGCCUUCUGAAGUUCAUCACAUAGCUCAUGUUACCUUCGACCGUUUCCAUGGCUUCCUCGGUCUUCCAGUCGAGUUUGAGCUCCAAGUACCUCGCCAAGCUCCCAGCGCGAGUUUGAAUGUAUUUGGAAUAUCCCCUGAGUCGAUGCAAUGCGGGUAUGACUCUAAAGGGAAUAGUGUGCCGACUAUUCUGUUGCUGAUGCAGCAGAGAUUAUGCUCUCAGGGUGGUUUAAAGGCAGAAGGAAUUUUUAGGAUAAAUCCCGAAAAUGAGCAGGAGAAGGAAGCAAGGCAGCAGCUCAGCAAGCUGGGCGUUCUGCCUGAUGGCAUUGAUGUUCAUUGCUUGGCUAGCCUGAUAAAGGCCUGGUUCAGAGAACUUCCUGAAGGGGUGAUGGACAGUCUCUCCCCAGGACAAGUUCUUCAAUGCGAAACUGAGGAAGAUUAUUCCGAGCUUGUGAAGCUGCUUCCCCCAACACAAAAUGCACUCCUCAAUUGGGCGGUUGAGCUCAUGGCAGAUGUGGUUGAAGAGGAGAACUCCAACAAGAUGAAUGCCAGAAACAUAGCCAUGGUCUUCGCACCAAACAUGACUCAAUUAUUGGAUCCCUUAACUUCUUUGAUUCAUGCCGUGCAAGUCAUGAACUUGCUCAAAGCAUUGAUACUUAAAUCACUGAGGGAA
Phalaenopsis equestris is the source of this 913-nucleotide messenger RNA. RefSeq names its product rho GTPase-activating protein 2-like. The record is from RefSeq and is a predicted model, not a curated record. Gene Ontology annotation, biological process: signal transduction. Lineage: Eukaryota; Viridiplantae; Streptophyta; Magnoliopsida; Asparagales; Orchidaceae. The transcript has 5 exons. The annotation marks the transcript as partial. Gene Ontology annotation, molecular function: GTPase activator activity.